Caenorhabditis bovis is the source of this 1296-nucleotide messenger RNA. The record is from the annotation of a GenBank genome assembly. NCBI's taxonomy places the organism in Eukaryota, Metazoa, Nematoda, Chromadorea, Rhabditida, Rhabditidae.
AUGACUUCUGCUUAUUUUGGAGUCGCUGGUGGUAGUAACGCUGGAGCACAAUCGGCUUACUUUGGAGUUGGCGGCGGGCCGGCCGGAGGUGCGCCGAAAUCUAUGGGAGGUGGUGGCGGUGGAUCCGCACCACCCGGAACAUCGGUCUAUUUGGCGGGACCAAGCGGAGGUGGCGGCGGUGGAGCUACCUCUGCUUACUUCGCAGUUGGAGGAGCACCAGCUGGUGGUGGAGGAGGAAUGUCUGCUUCUGCCCCACCACCGCCAAUGGGUGGAGGAGCUUCGACUAUGACUGCUGUUGGAGGAGCACCUAAAGGAGCAUCGACAAUGACAGCCGUCGGAGGAGCUCCGAUGGGAGGUGGAGCCUCGACCAUGACUGCUGUUGGAGGAGCCCCAGGAGGAGCAUCGACCAUGACUGCUGUUGGAGGAGCCCCAGGAGGAGCAUCGACCAUGACUGCUGUUGGAGGAGCCCCAGGAGGAGCCUCAACCAUGACCGCUGUUGGAGGAGCACCAAAAGGAGCAUCAACUAUGACCGCUGUCGGAGGAGCCCCAAUGGGAGGCGGUGCUUCGACCAUGACCGCUGUCGGAGGAGCCCCAAUGGGAGGCGGUGCUUCGACCAUGACCGCUGUUGGAGGAGCCCCAAUGGGAGGCGGUGCUUCGACCGUGACCGCUGUCGGAGGAGCCCCAAUGGGAGGCGGUGCAUCGACCAUGACCGCUGUCGGAGGAGCCCCGAUGGGAGGAGGAGCGUCGACAAUGACGGCUGUCGGAGGAGCCCCCGGAGGAGCCUCGACAAUGACUGCUGUUGGAGGAGCCCCAGGAGGAGCCUCGACCAUGACGGCUGUUGGAGGAGCUCCCGGAGGAGCCUCGACUAUGACAGCUGUUGGAGGAGCACCAAAAGGAGCCUCGACCAUGACUGCCGUUGGAGGAGCCCCAAUGGGAGGUGGUGCUUCGACCAUGACUGCCGUUGGAGGAGCCCCCGGAGGAGCCUCGACCAUGACUGCUGUUGGAGCCCCAAGAGGAGCUUCCGUGAUGGGAGGAGCUGCUCCACCACCACCAGCUGGAGGCGGCGGUGGCGGCGGCGCCGUUUCUGGAUACUUCGGUGUCUCGCAAGGAGCCAUGGGAGGAGGUGGCGGAGCGACAUCUGCCUACUUCGGAGUUGGAGGUGGCGGUGGCGGUGCCAGCGCGGCUAAGCCAAUGGGCGGAGGUGGCGGCGGAAUUCCAGGACAGUCUGUCUACCUUUCCGGACCAAGCGGUGGCGGUGGAGGUGGCGCUGUUUCGGCCUACUUCGCGCCAAAGUAA